Owenia fusiformis is the source of this 924-nucleotide messenger RNA. The record is from the annotation of a GenBank genome assembly. Lineage: Eukaryota; Metazoa; Annelida; Polychaeta; Sabellida; Oweniidae.
AUGGACACCACACUCCUCUUCAAUCUGCUGGUGUUCCUGUUGUCUAUAUAUUUCGGUAUUUCAAUUAAAACGAAACAAGAAAUUUACACCAAAGUCGCCAACUCGAAAAAAACAGGAAACAUAACAAAGACUGUUAGCGGCAGCACUGUGUAUGAUUGCGCCAAACUUUGUUUAUUAAACGAGGAGAUUUGUAGUUCGUUCAAUCUAGAAACAAUUGAAGGCACCGAUGUAAACGAAUGCCAAAUAAAUGGAGCAGAUGCCGGACCACUUGUUGCAAGCGCUCUCACUGAUCAUUUCUACGCUGAGCGAGUAACUGCCCCUCCUGACUGUAGUGAUGACACAAGCUUUAGUGGUGUUAAAACUAUCCAACUACUGGGACAAGAACCUUUCAAUGUGUACUGCAGUGGGGGAUGUAUCUCCAUGGCUAGGCGAUAUGACGGGAGUGUAGAUUUCUACCAAGGCUGGGUAGAGUAUCAAAGAGGGUUCGGAAGUAUUUUAGGAGAACAUUUCAUUGGCCUAGACAACCUCCAUGGGUUAUUAAGUCAAGGUAAUUACAAUCUCAGAAUUGAUCUUACAAUGUGGCCCCCACAGAAUGAAACACGCCAUGCUGAAUACUCAAUAUUUGAUGUGAGUGAUGAAAGUGAUAACUACAGACUAACGAUUGGGGGUUAUAGUGGAGAUGCAGGGGACUCUCUUGCUUUCCACAAUGGUUUGGGAUUUACCACAAAGGACCGUGAUAAUGAUUUAUCACCCAUCAAUUGUGCUAUUGAUAAUAAAGGGGCUUGGUGGUAUGGUUAUUGCUAUCGUUCAAAUCUGUUUAGUUUGUAUAGUACUAAUGCGGUGUGCCCUGCUGUUGUACUAGUACUUGCUAAUGUUGUAAUGCUAGGCAUACUGCUUGGGGAGGAUGUUCUUCCAAUGGAGUAG